CAUUGCACAACCUUUAUCACCCUCCCGUCUAAAUAGGUCGCUCAAGGCCAAUCCCAGCUCACUGUCAACGCAGGCGAGCAGUAAUGGGACCUACCUCCCUCCAAAUUCCAGAAAACUAUAUCCAUUCUCGCUCUGCAAGCUCUUCGCCGUCUAGGAUCGAUCCGUACUAUUUUGGCGAAUCACCUUCUCCAAGUGAUUACCCCAGAACUCCGGCGAACGAGAUUGACAGGGCCGCACUAGUGGGCGUUGGAGAGCUAGCUACUCCUCGUCAUGGGAAGGAUGAUAGUGCUGAUGCUUACGAGGAGGUUAAUGUGAACGAUUCGGGCGGUACAAGAGACAGCGACAGUCCUUCUGGCUGGACCAUUGAGGCGAUUGACGGUGAAAUGUCCGAAAAAGAAGACCUUCCAGACAUAAAACAACCAUUACGUUCACGACGUUCCAUUGCAGAAGAGAGUGGCGGAGAAGAGAUUCUUUAUCCACGUAAAUUGAAACAGACCGACCUCUCUCCAGUGCCCCCAGAUCAGAAUGCCACAGUCUCUUCUCCUCCAAGUGCAUUCGGUCAAGCCCCUCGUCGAGCCCGGAAACGUACCUCUGACGAGUUUGAGCUUGAUCAAACCGGUUCUUUGGUCUCCAAGCGCGCUACUUCCGUUUCAGUGAAAGAGAAAUUCACAGAGGAUACUAAAUCUUCGGCGCGCAAGCAUAGAAGUCUCACGGUGGCCAACAUCUCGGGCAUGCCAACCAGAGAGCAUGGCAGGGGCAAGGAUCGUCGUCGGGAGAGCUUAGGGCUAAAUUUGAGCACCAGCUCAAAGAGUAUUUCUUCUUCUACCAAAGGACCCAUAGAGAGGCAUCACAGUCGCCAGGGCUCAACAUCUUCUAACCCUACAGACUCUCUUCACUCCCGACGCGUUCAAACCACCGACUUUUCUCACCUUCCACCAUCACCUUCGUCCUCAGUAAUCCAACAGUUUCUCAGAGCUCCGAGCAGUGGUUCUGUUCCUCCACGCUCUCCUCCCCUCAAUUCUUCGUCCUCGAAGGACCAUACUUCGUCUCACGUCGCGCAUUCUCUUCUCAGGGGGACUCAAGAAGGUUGGUCGGGUAUGGAUGAUGAAGCAACUGCUGAAGCUUUGCGAAAAUUAGAUGGAUUGUCCGGCAAGACGGCUCGAGCAAGAGCCAGUUUGGGUAGCCUCCAUCGACAAAGCAGCCAAAGCCGUUCAGGAACGCCGGGUAGUAAGUCAGGCAGCCAAUGGGAAGGCAUUGAAGGUGGGAAACGGAGGGAAACACGAGAUAGUGCUAUCAGCGUCAAGGAGAAGGAACCGGCACAACGUCCGUCAAUCGGUAUGGCUCUUGGUGGCGAUGGAGAGACAACAGCAGCAGGGAGUGCUCCAAGCAGUGACGAGCAGCAGCAGCAGAUGAUUGAGAAGACCCCAAAGAAGACCGGAGGACCAAACACACCUUCUACCUUCACGCCUAAGCGGGGUUCAGCCUCAUCUGCUACUGCCAGUACCCCUACGACCAGUUCUCGUGAUUCGGUAUCGAUGUCUGCUGCUACUAGUGUCACCUCGGUGGCAUCCGGCAGGCCAUCGACGGGGAACGGCAAGGCUAGGCGAAACAGCGCUGGGAGUGAUGUAUCCAGCAUACACUCUAGCGAUGCCAACUCGUUCAAGGAUCGUGUUGCCUCUUUAGCGCUCAACGGCGAGCCUAGUGGGGACGAGCCUAUCGUACCUCCUGUGCCUCCCUUACCCAAGGAUCUUUCAAACUAUAGAUCUCCUCCACCCACUGCAGUAGGCUUGAAUUUCCCGUCGCAAGAGGGGGGGCGAAACGGUCACGAAGUCAUUGACCAGGAACCUAUUGUGUCACUCGAGGUUCCUUCUGUAGAGCCGCCGCCUACAACUUCAUAUAAAUCGCAAAGGAGGCAGAGCCAGCGUCCUACGGCCAUUAAUACGAGUGGAUCAGAAUCUGCUACACCUGCUGUAUUGAAGACACCUUCAAAGAAAUGGAGCUUUUCCAGUGCUUUAAACUUGAAGCUGUCGAGUUCGCCAUCUAGUAAGCAGCAGCAACAACAACAACAGGGCAAUCCAUCUAGUCCUCGUGGCUCUGGGCUCACGCGAUCAUUGCGAAAGUCGCUCUCAAAAGAGCAGCCAUUCUCACCCGCUUCUGAAAUCAUCAGAAGUCCUUGGUCACCGACUCAACCAGAUGCAAUGGGGUCCGCGACAUCUCUUACUUCUAUGUCAUCCUUGGGCUCCGCUCGAACGCCAGCUAUUACAUCUCCACUGCACUCCGUCCACGUUUCUAAAACCCCUGAUCGCAGCAUCGUAUCUAGUCGGACAGGAACAGAUUCCAGUGCGAGCACCAAUGCAGGCCUCGCUGCACCUCACCAACAUCCAGGACCAUUGAGUCCCAGUUCUUCCGUGCGUCGCCAUCAAUCAAAGAGACUCACACCAUCAUCCAUCCCCUUCUUCCGCCGGUCAUCAUCUCAAUCUAUGCCACCCCCGCCUUCCUCACCACCACCACCUUCAUCUGACGGCAUGCUUUCUGCGACGACACGUUAUAAACAAAGCUCUUCUCCCAGUGCAAAUGACUAUAACCCUCCGUCCACCACUGCUUCCCAUCGGAAAUCGUCUGUUUUUACCAUUCCUUCACUUCUCAAAGGGUCCAGUUCCAGGAAAAGUCUAUAUUCAGAUGCAAAAGAAUCUGCUAAGGAGGUACAAAAAGCUAAAGAUGCGAUUAAAGAGGUCGAGCGUCGGCAGGAGAAGGAGAAGCAGAAGGAAAGAGAGAAGCAGAAGAAAGAUGACAAGGAUCGCAGCGAAAGCAGAAUAUCCACGGUUCUCAUGGGUAGAAAGAGGGGAAAAACUCUUUCAUCGACUGAUCCUAAGAAACCGAAGUCUCCUGUUCACUUGCCGCCGAUGCAGAUUUCUGCAUUAGAACCAGUGACUGCUCAGAGGGUCGCCAGACUCAAGUCUUCUGGCGCUCCUGCCUCACCGUCGUCCACACCUGUCACCACACGUUCGACAUCAUCAUCUUCCAGAGCGACAUCUCAGACCGCUAGUUCAAUGCAGAAACAAUCCGAUACCUCACUACGAAGUCGUACUCAGCUGCCGACUAUCGCAGGUUCUCCAUCUGUAGGCGUUCAUAACGUCUCACAAACUUCAAGAGAACCACCAUCAUCUACCAUGAACUCGGUCUCUGGUCUGCCGAAAGAAACACCUACGAAAAUCCCUCGUAUCUCAAGCAGGACCUCCGCAGUGGCCUCCCCAACGUUGAAAGGCUCUCAGUCAACUAUCACAGCCCGGCGCACCAGCACUAAUGUCAGUGCGACGACGACCUCGAGGAACGCCUCGCCAAGUGGGCCACCCAUCAAUGAAUUCGGGGUGAUGGAGACGGGUGGUCAGGCAUCACCAAAGACGGUUGGCAAAACUGUCCAUGCCAGGACGUCGCCGGCUAUGACGUCAACAACGACUCCUCGACUACCUCGACAAAUAUCUGCCAGUGCUUCGGCAACAGGAAGUAUCUUACCGCGCAAAAGCAACAGGGAAUCCAUUUCUUUCACCGGUUUACGCAAGCCAUCUGUCACUUCAGUCUCCACAGACACGACUGUUGGGAAUGAAUCCUCGUCCUCACACCAUCGCUUCUCCGCUUUGUCUCCAUCGAAAGGUCUCAAACUUCUCAGUCCAAAGAUUUCCUUGUCAUCGGCACGUUCCUUAAAUGUUAACACUUCACAGGGCGUUGCAGGAACUCCAAGCUCUGGCCGGCAGUCCUUAUCUACGCCGUCACCAGCGCCGAGCUCAAUCGACGACGAAGAAGCAUUGGGUGAUGAGGAGAUGCUACAUUAUAUUCGGAGACAACAAGCAAAGAAGUUACAGACCGGUUCUACUCAGGAAGAACUGGACGGACUCCUCAAAUUCCCCGAACCUAUUCUACCCGCUGAACCUCUUUCAGCUGCCAGUGUCCUCAGCAGUAGUCAGAGCCAGCAUCUGUGCGAAUAUGAACGGAAGGAGAUUCUUGAUUUCCCUGCUGUAUACUAUGUGGGUGCACGCAGCAAGAAGAAUGUCGCAACUUUGGAUAAUACGACGAACAAUUAUGGCUACGACGACGAUCGAGGCGACUAUCAAGUCAUUACGCGGGACCAUCUGGGAUAUCGUUAUGAGGUCGUUGAUACUCUGGGCAAAGGGUCAUUCGGACAAGUCUUACAUUGCAGAGACCAUUGCACUGGCGAGUCGGUCGCAAUCAAGAUCAUCAGGAACAAGAAACGUUUUCACCAUCAGGCUCUUGUAGAAAUCAAGAUCCUGGACAACCUGAGGAAAUGGGAUCCGGAAGAAAAGCAUCAUGUUAUCAAGAUGACGGAACAUUUUUAUUUUAGGAAUCAUCUAUGCAUCGCAAUGGAACUCCUCAGCAUCAACCUUUACGAACUCAUCAAAGCAAACGGUUUCGUCGGAUUUACGACUGCUCUCAUUCGACGGUUUACAAGCCAAAUGUUGUUAUCGCUUUCACUUAUGCGGCACCACCGCAUCGUACAUUGUGAUCUCAAGCCCGAGAACGUCCUACUCCGUCAUCCGGCCAAGAGUGCGAUCAAAGUGAUAGACUUUGGCAGUAGCUGCUUCGAACACGAGAAAAUCUAUACCUAUAUUCAAAGCCGGUUCUAUCGUUCGCCUGAAGUCAUCCUGGGCAUGAACUACCACAUGGCCAUCGAUAUGUGGAGUUUGGGCUGCAUCCUCGCAGAGCUUUAUACUGGAUUCCCCAUAUUUCCUGGAGAGAACGAGCAGGAACAGCUUUCGUGUAUCAUGGAAGUUUUGGGAGUUCCCGAUAAGGAAUUUGUGAACCGUAGUUCGAGGAAGAAACUUUUCUUCGAGCCCAAUGGCGCUCCACGUGCGGUGAUCAACUCAAAAGGACGAAGGCGCCGGCCCGGGACGAAGACUCUUGCUCAGGUUCUCCGGUGCAACGACGAAGAAUUUGUUGACUUCAUUGCCAAGUGUCUGGUUUGGGACCCUGAAAGGAGGAUUAAACCUCAAGCGGCACUACGACACCCGUUCGUAACGGCUGGUAAACGACCCAAGCAGGUGCCGCCUCCGACCAGUAGCAAACUAUCGACGACGAGUUUGAGCGGCCGUAGUAAGAAGGAGAUCACUGAAACGCCGAAGAAAUCGUUGAUCAGUGCCCCGACACCUCUUACUGCGCGAUCGACGCGAGCGACUGGAAAUGGGGUACCGGCAACGCCAAGUACUUCGACCCAUAGUACGACAGUUCCGUCGUCUUCUCGGUCCUAUAGAGCAUCAGGGGCUCAUAGCCUUUCAUCAUCACACCAUUCUAGUAGAACGUUGAAUGGUUAUGUCGCUGCUAAAUGAGAUGUUAUUUAAAUUUUUCUGUUCAUGUGCUCAUAUUCCUUGGAGGUUUCUAUUGCUCUCUAGCUCUUUUAGAACGGAUUACAUGCCUAAAAAAGCAAGCUGACUCUAAAUACCCGUCAUCUUUGUACGCGAUUGUUUUCUUUUACGUUUUUUCGGUCUUUGCUUUUUACCUGUGUGACCCUUGCAAUUUUUCGAACCCUUCUAAUUCUUCACGUUCACGUUAUGCAAUACAUCACCGCAUUUUUACAUGAGUUUCCGAGUCUUGAGAGGGACCUUUUUCCAGGUCGUUAGCCC
Molecule: messenger RNA, 5633 nt
Organism: Marasmius oreades (fairy-ring Marasmius)
Lineage: Eukaryota; Fungi; Basidiomycota; Agaricomycetes; Agaricales; Marasmiaceae
Exons: 9
Coding region: 84-5339 (1751 amino acids)
Biological process (GO): peptidyl-serine phosphorylation; peptidyl-threonine phosphorylation
Molecular function (GO): ATP binding; protein serine/threonine kinase activity; protein serine/threonine/tyrosine kinase activity
Source: RefSeq, a predicted model, not a curated record